AUGGCAGAGGUGUCCAUAGUGGGGAGCUCCAUAUGGGAUUCCCACUCACCCGCUCCCACCGAAACGAGUCAGGGAUCGGUACCCGAUGAUCUGCCUCCUUUCGCAAAGCUAAUCAACGACGAAGAAAGGGAGAGGAAGGCCGAACGCAGCUCACCCGGCACAUACCAUGUUUUGGUCAAUCCCAACAGUUUUGCACAUCUACCCGAAUAUAGCGACGACAUGGACAUGCGACGUGAAAAAACAUCACCUUUGCGUCGACCUUCCAUCGCAGCAAGCCUUGCUAGUUCCCUAGGACGAGACAGCGAAGUUGUUUCACUACCCCACGACCCAAAUAUCGUUGUGCUGCCACGCUUCGAGGAUGUAGUCCGCAGGGUUACUUCGCGCGAACAGCCGCCAAGCCCUACACUCACUCGUAUCAAGACGGAAGACGAGGGAGACGCCGAAGAUCGAUAUAUGAAACAAUUCAAGCACGUGGUGUGGAAGCAUUUGGUGCCAGCAGAACUGGGUGUGGUUGAUGGGCUGGACAAAUCAAGCGCGCUGCUUUUCGAGCGCGAAGCAAGGUUCUUCCCACCACUUCAACAUGCCAUCAAAGCAGUCGCUGCUUUCAGCUUCGCAACUGACCGAGACCGCGUCGAAGCCCUGCAGCAUUAUCAGGCAGCUGUGUCUGUCCUGAAAGAUACGUUGAAGAGCACGGAAGAUCUCGCUUCUGACGGCUCCUUCCUAACGCAUUUCCUACUCAUCAUUCAUGAAAUUGUUACCGCCGAAGAUUCGCAUUGGCGACAGCAUCUUUCCACACUUAUUCAAAUAUCCGGAUUACGACGCAGCAUCUUUGGCACUGAACGAUACCCCUUCAUUAUUUGGUGGCUUUGUAUGAUCGACAUGGAAGCGAUAUUCGCUGGUGCAAGUUCAGGCGAUCUGGUUGGCAGUCUUUUCAGAAGCGACAUGAUUCCCCAUCCCAGCUAUCACCUGUACCCAUUGGGAAUGGAUGGCUCAAGCAUCGUCUACGGCAACGAGCUCGAUGCUCUACCAGUCAUCCUGCAACUGGAUUUUGAAGUCACAAUUCUAGCCGUUCGCCUGGCUCUGCUCUCCAAAGAAUUUCGCGAACCUGGAGGCGGCUCACCGCACCGUCAAGUCCAGGUCUACGAGCUCCAGGAGUCGUUGCGCGAGCUCUGGGCAACACCCUCGGUGGUGCUCAUCGCGCAAAACACCGACCACCUCCCAGUCCGUCCCAAGCGCCUGUUCGAGCACGCCCAAACCCUCUACCGCGCCUGCAUCAUCUACUCCCACACGUCCAUGUGGUCGACGCAACGUCUCGAAACCCCACCCGAAUACGACACGGAAAUCUCAGUCGCCGCCAACCAGAUUCUCGCCGCCACGUCACGGUUAUUGGACCAGGGCCUCGCGGAUGCCCGCUUCCUGAUCUUCCCCACCUUCAUGGCGGGAUUCGCGUGCCACGACGGCGGGCAGAAGAUCCUCGCCCUGGAAUUGCUGGAGCGUAUGGCGCAGAACAGCAUCGGGAGGAACACGGCGGCUACGCGACGAGCGCUGGAGCGCGUCUAUCACAGGCAGAACGAGCGCUUCAUGUCCACGGGCCAGAGUCUGGAUGUCGAUUGGCUGAAUGUCAUCCGUGAAGAGAAUAUCAUGAUCGUUAAUUUCGGUCUUUGA
Messenger RNA from Cyphellophora europaea CBS 101466, 1665 nucleotides. RefSeq lists its product as uncharacterized. NCBI's taxonomy places the organism in Eukaryota, Fungi, Ascomycota, Eurotiomycetes, Chaetothyriales, Cyphellophoraceae. Gene Ontology annotation, cellular component: nucleus. The record is from RefSeq and is a predicted model, not a curated record. Gene Ontology annotation, molecular function: transcription cis-regulatory region binding; DNA-binding transcription factor activity. The transcript is spliced from 4 exons. Gene Ontology annotation, biological process: positive regulation of transcription by RNA polymerase II. The coding region runs from base 1 to 1665 and encodes 554 amino acids.